AUCUCGUCCUCCGCUACGAAUGGCUAGGGCUUACUGCUCAGCUGUAGUUGCACAAGAUAGACUGUGGGUUGUCGGAGGUUGUUGUGUUUCUCGGUCCAAUAAAAACCACCUACUGAGCACAGGAUUGCUCGAUAUUUAUAAUAUGGACUGCAACGAGUGGGAAACUAGAGCCGAGCUACAAAUACCGAGACAUUCUGCUGGGGUUGUUGCUUUUGAAGCCUUUAUCUAUGUAAUUGGAGGUAUAAGCAGUAAAGAAUGGGGGCCAGUUUCAAAAACUGAACUCUUCAUGUUGGACGACGAAAGCAUCAGAAAACCGAAAGAAAUCCCUGAUCCUAUAACUGGUGUGUCAGUAAUUGCCAUACCUCCAGUAGAAGCUGUUUUACGAACAAAAAGUCUCAGUUCUGUGAUUCGACAAAUAAUUGACUAUUGAUUUGCUUACUGUAAUUUGGAAUGCAAAUAUCCAAAAAUCUCUCCUGAAAUGACAAAGUUGGGGCUUUUACCCUGAAGUUUUUAAAA
Messenger RNA from Limulus polyphemus (Atlantic horseshoe crab), 516 nucleotides. Its product is annotated as beta-scruin-like. Bases 20 to 430 code for a protein of 136 amino acids. Gene Ontology annotation, molecular function: protein binding. NCBI's taxonomy places the organism in Eukaryota, Metazoa, Arthropoda, Merostomata, Xiphosura, Limulidae. The transcript is spliced from 2 exons. The record is from RefSeq and is a predicted model, not a curated record.